ACCAGGGUCACCGAGUCUUACCUAGACGUCCUCUGUCCUUGAUUGAAAAAAUAAAAAUAAAACUACAUUUCCCGGCAGUCUUGGCGGUGCUAUGCACAUGCGCAGUGCGAAACAAGAUGUCAGCUGCCAGUAGAGCGGCGUGAUGAAGGCAGAGAGCGGGGUUGAUGUGUGAGACGCGGAGAUGGCGGCUGUGUACCGGCACACAGCGAUCAGGAGCGGCUGGAGAACAGUAACCGCGAUAGGCAGCCUGGGCUGUGCAAGGAGGAAAUGCUCGGCGCCCUGGUAUCAGGAACAUUUGGAGACUAAGGAGAAGGGGCACAGAUCUCCCUCCAGAAUGCAAGAAGAAAGAUCCAGCAUCUUUAAGAACCCAGGAGUCACAACUGUGGAAAAGAUGAGCAAGGAGUCGCUGUGUGAGCACCUGGCACAGAAUGUGGUGUAUAUGGAAGGUCCACUUGUCGCCAUCAACAAAUCCCAGGGGCUCUCCAUUACAAGUAGUUCAGAGGGGCUUUCGGUGGUGUCCAUACUCCCAGAGUUGAAGCAGAUACUGCAGAUGAAGUCAGAUCUCCACGUGGUGAAAGCUGCGCCAAAGGAGAGUUCUGGGCUGGUUCUGCUCUCUACUUGUCAUAUCACCACGAAGAAAUUAGAAGAUUUUUACGCUGUGUGCCGUAGAUCAGAGCGGCCAAUCACAACAUUCUGUGCUGUAACUCUUGGCACCCCCAGUCCGGCUGAAGGGGAGAUAAGCGUGGCCCUGAAAGUGGAGAAUAUCGGCGACCAGGAUCUAGUUGUCCCUGUGAUGCAUCCGUCCAAAGGAAGCCUGGAGAGGAGAGAGGUGAAGAGAACAGGAACCAGGUACAGGGUUCUCCACUCUGCGGAGGGCUGCUCUCUUCUGCAGCUGCAGCCCAUGAGCGUUUAUAGAGAGCAACUUUUGGUUCACUGCACACUAAAGUUCUGCCCGAUACUAGGCGACCACAUUUACAGUGCACGAGUGGCAAAAAUAUUAGGAGAGAACAUCCACGUACCCCUGGAUCUUGCAACCCCAAGGGCACAGUGGAUAGAAGAGAAGAUUCUCGGUAAGAUGCAUCUAACAGAGCAGCAGGUGCCCCGGAUACCUCUUCACCUUCACCUGCACCAUCUGCUGAUGCCAGACGGCUCCUCAACGCAUCUCACUGCUCCGCCACCUCCUUUCUUCCAGCGGACAAUGGAGCUUCUGCAUCUUAAGAUGAAGCGAUCUGCUCUUAUGGAUCGUUAAAGGGACAGCACACUUAAAAAUUGAAUGGCUGAUCCUGAGCAGCCUUGUAGAAGCUUGGCUGAAAACACAGGGUUUACUUCAUCCCCGUGGUUCCCAUCGUUUUUAGAUGUCUGAAUGACUGGUGGACCUUCAGUGAUGGGGUAGAGCUUGGCGUGUCGGGUUCCCUAUUGCGGUCAGUAUAAUGAAGGAGAGCUCCUGCUGCAGCCAGUUGUUGGGUUUGUAUAUAUAUACUGUCUAAGAUAUAUAACUAAUAAUUUUAUUAGUAUUGGAUCAACCCUAUUAAACCAGGCAUGCUGUCGGUUAGGGUUGACCCUGCUGAGCGAAACGACCCCUCUAGUUGAAAUCCAUUGUUAAAUACACCAUAGGGUGGGCCUAGCCCCUCCGAAACCUGCUGCCUUUCCACCUCUCUCCCCUUGGGUAGCAGGGCCAGGCAUCCUCAUGGUCUUCCUGCCUGGCCCUGUAAUCCCACACAUGCACUGGUGAAUGUUCAGUCGGCUCCUACACUUUAUAGAUCUCGGCAGCGGUGACCGAGAUAUACUGUGCAUGCGCCAACUUGAACAUUCACCAACGCGUGCAUUUACAGGGCCAGGGAGGAAGACGGUGAGGCCGUCUGGCCCGGCCACUCAAGGGGAGCAGGAAAGGCUGUUGUGGAGCAUUUUCCCUUGAGGGACAAGAUCAAUCCUAACACACAGUAUGCCUGGUUGAAUAGGGUUGAUCCUGCUGACAGAUGCUCUUUAAUAGAUUAUAGGGGUGGGGUAUUUUCUUACAGCUGUAAAUAAUCUGUUUGUAGAGGAGCCUCAUGAGAUUUGAUGUGCACUGAUGUUAUAAUAAAAAUACAUGAU
Bufo bufo (common toad) is the source of this 2091-nucleotide messenger RNA. RefSeq names its product RNA pseudouridine synthase D3 (gene RPUSD3). Lineage: Eukaryota; Metazoa; Chordata; Amphibia; Anura; Bufonidae. Gene Ontology annotation, molecular function: pseudouridine synthase activity; RNA binding. The record is from RefSeq and is a predicted model, not a curated record. Gene Ontology annotation, biological process: pseudouridine synthesis. The transcript is spliced from 9 exons. Bases 182 to 1249 code for a protein of 355 amino acids.